CUACUUAAUAGUUAAUAUACAAGUUUGUUAUUACUUGCCCGUCCCCAAAGAUAAUCUCUCAAAUUAGACGGGAUGGUUUAUUUACUCAAACUCCCUAUUCUGUUUUGAACCAUGUCAAAUGGUACCGUUUUUGUUACAGUUGUCAGUAAGAUUUAUUUUUUGGUGAUGAUUUAUUAUCAGGAAUUUUUUUUAAAUUGUAUGUUUAUCUAUUAGGAUUAUUAUAAUUAUUCUGGUCACGUCAGGAGUCAACGUUAGGUUGUUGAUGUUUUUAUUUUUAUUUGUGUUGAAUUUACGGCGAGCGACGAAGAAAAAAUGAUUUAUAUUUGUUUUUUGCAUAAUGCAGAGGAUAAAGUUUUUCACAUAGCUUACUAUUAUUUUUACGAGCAAACUUUGGAUUGGCUAGCACGUUGGGACGGCUGAAUAUUAUAUUAACCUAGACUGCUUAUAUAGUCUAUGACUGUCCAUGAUUUUACAUUUCUUGUUUUUUCUGUGCCACAUUUGUGUGGAAGUACGAGCUGUUGAACCGUCAUCAGCGUGUCGUGUUGUACAAAGUAGUCUCAUUGUAUAGGAACGUUAUUUUAUUAUAUGUUCCAUCACAUAUUUAUCAAAGUUACAUUGUUAUACUACUGUUAUAGAUAGGGUAUUUUUGUAUACCUGUAUAAAUAUCGAAAAUGGAUUCAAAACAAGAAAAACAAUACAUUUUCAAUAUGAAGUUGGCACGCAUUAUGGGCUUGUAUCAAAUUUUAAUUCCAAAUUCGACUUCAAUUUUUGGUUACAACAUAUAUCACAUUGUUAUUGUGUUUUUGUUAUCAUUCACGUUCGCCAUAUCGAUGUUGUUCCCAAUUGGUUUGCUAUAUUUAAGAAAUGAUAUAAUUGCGAUCAUGUACUACAUGGGAUGCAUAAGUAAUUUCCUAUUAUCCUGUUUCAAAAUGGUCAAUAUUCUCUAUCAUUCCAAGGAUAUAUGGAAAUGCAUUGACGUUACAAGCUUUAACUAUAUUUCGUACAAACACUACGAUAGAAAUGUAUUUAAAAACUGGCAAACACGGUCUAUACGAGUUACGUACAUAUAUAUUGUAAUAGCGUUAUUCGCUUUUUUUUGUUGGAUUUUUAGUCCAUGUAUUAUGAAUAAAUCUGUUAUUGCUAUUAGAAAUAUUGACGGUUCAUAUAGCAAAUACCGAAUGAACAUUUUUAAUUUAUAUUUAAUAGCAUCAAAUGAAACAUAUAACAAGAACUUUUACGUAUUCUAUGUUAUCGAAAUAAUAAUUAGUAUUUGCUAUGUAUAUUUUACUAUAGUAUUUGAUGUUCUUAUGCUUUUGGUAUGUUUUGCAAUAUCUUACCAAUUGGAAACAAUCAGUAAUACAAUUAAAUCACUUGGCCACGAAAUAUGUACAAUGGAUAAUAUGAGGACUAGUAAUUCAAUACAGUUAAAGGAGAAACAUGGCAUAUUAUAUAAUGAUUUAAUAACAAUAAUGACAGACCAUCAAAACGUUCUAAAAAAGUUAAAUGAUUUUUAUAACAUAUUCCGGUCAAUAACGCUAACUCAAAUAUUCAUAGCUUCAAGCUCACAUGUAUUUAUUUGGUUUAUUGCUGCAAUGAGUAUUGAUGAAGGUGAUAAUGCAGAUUCAAUAUUGUCAUUUAAGCUAUUCAUCGUACUCCCUCUGAUAAAUUUUCAACUAUUUAUGACUUGUAGUUUAUUUGGAACUAUAAAUGAAAAAAAAGAUUCAAUAAUUUUUGCAUUAUAUAGCAGUAAUUGGACUAAUAUGGACUUAAAAAGUAAAAAGAUGAUUUUGUUCAAUUUGACAAUAAAUAAUGCCAACCAGUUAAAAAUGAAGUUUACAAAUACCAAAAUCGUUAACUUGGAAAUGUUUAGUCAUACGAUGCGCUUUUGUUACUCAAUAUUUUCAAUGUUAAUUAAUUAUAAUAAAAAUAAAAUGGACUAGAAUUUUAAUUGUUUAGAAAUUUAUUUUGAGUUUUGUUAAAAUAUUACUAAUUAAUAAUAUUGUAUUAUUGUUUUAUUAUAUUUAUUUAAUUUGUAUUUAUGAUUAUUAUUUUUAAAAUUGCAUAUAUAGUUAUUUAAUUUUAAUUAAUUUACACGGUACUUGAUUGAUUAUUUUAUCUGUAGUUAUAAUAAACUUAGAACACGUAAUUUACUUAAGACUUAAACUCUUAAAGUAUUGUUUGAAUGAACUGAGUUAUAA
Metopolophium dirhodum (rose-grain aphid) is the source of this 2198-nucleotide messenger RNA. RefSeq names its product odorant receptor 46a-like. Gene Ontology annotation, molecular function: odorant binding; olfactory receptor activity. Gene Ontology annotation, cellular component: plasma membrane. Lineage: Eukaryota; Metazoa; Arthropoda; Insecta; Hemiptera; Aphididae. The record is from RefSeq and is a predicted model, not a curated record. The coding region runs from base 672 to 1940 and encodes 422 amino acids. Gene Ontology annotation, biological process: detection of chemical stimulus involved in sensory perception of smell; sensory perception of smell. The transcript has 7 exons.